This is a messenger RNA of Schistosoma rodhaini, 377 nucleotides long. The record is from the annotation of a GenBank genome assembly. NCBI's taxonomy places the organism in Eukaryota, Metazoa, Platyhelminthes, Trematoda, Strigeidida, Schistosomatidae.
AUGGUGAACAAUCAAUCAAAUUCUCAUGAAUGUAAACCAUAUACCACAGUGAAUUCCAUUACAAAGAAGGAAAUCCAAAAUGAAUGUAAUUUAGCUAUACCUCCGCCACCUCCUCCUCCACCACCACCACCUCCCCCACCUGCUGCAUCCUAUAUAGGUCGAAGCUCCACUCUGCGUGUUAAUGUUUCGGAUCCAUCACUUAAGGAUUCAGGUAAGUCUGAUUGGUGGUUUGUUGAAAUUCAUGAUUUAUGAAAUGAUAAGCUAAUCUUUGUUUCGCUGUUAUUUAUUCCAAAAUUAAUUUUUCCCUUUCUAGGAAGUUAAUUUUAUCAAUGGAUUUUCCACAAUACUGGCUUAAUGAUGUUAUUAUUACUUUUAUU